This is a messenger RNA of Triplophysa dalaica, 6493 nucleotides long. RefSeq names its product PTPRF interacting protein alpha 4 (gene ppfia4). Lineage: Eukaryota; Metazoa; Chordata; Actinopteri; Cypriniformes; Nemacheilidae. Gene Ontology annotation, molecular function: protein binding. Bases 881 to 4522 code for a protein of 1213 amino acids. Gene Ontology annotation, cellular component: presynaptic active zone. The transcript has 30 exons. The record is from RefSeq and is a predicted model, not a curated record. Gene Ontology annotation, biological process: synapse organization.
AAUAUUUGAAACAAUUGUAAAUAUUAUUAUUAAUAUUAGUAUUCAUACUUCAUCUUUUUAAACAACUGUUCCCAUCUUUUCUAUAUAAACAUGACUGCCGCGAGAGGGCGCUGCGCUUGACACCAUUUUACAAACUCCCCGUGCCCGUCUCGACUCUCGUGCAUGACAGUCAUGUAGUCGCGUGGUGCUGAUGUGAGGAACUCUGCCGAUUUAUACUGUUUGGGCGAAGCUUUGUCGUGACGCGCCAGCUGAAUAUGCUAUUCUCCGAGGACGCGGGAGACUUUGAACCAUAAAGUCAACCUGUUCAUUUUUCUUUAAAUAUGCGCGAAUGCUUAUGGAGAUAGCAGAAUGGCUGUGUUGUAUACGGCGGAUGAAUUGAGCUUGUAGAGGGAGGAGCGCUUCGCUCGGCUCGCCGUGCAGGGAGAUGAUGAUGAUGGCAGAAGGAGCCGGAGGAUGCGGCAGACGCGCGUCUCACCGUUUUCUGAAAGGUUAACGGCAACUGGUGGAUGUUAAAGCGACGAAACCGCGAAGCAUUAAUAAGCCGAAAUCGAUUCCGCUGGAAUAUGCAUGUGGCUAACUCUGUGAUGGAUUUGUAGAGAAAUGCAUUGAGUUUCAAGUGAAACCGGGUGGAUAAUGCCAGAGUGGCGAAGGCCGACAGUCAUGGAUCAGAGAGGUCAAGGUGCGUGAAUAAUGUUGGCAGGGCAGGAGGGCUACAAUGAGUGAAAUUACAGGAUGAAUAUGAAUUGAAAACACGGACACGCAGAUACAGUUUAACGUGCCUUUUAAGUGGCACUAAACGAUAGUGGUGGACCUGAAUCAAGAAUAAAAAAAUCGUCAAAAUCGUUAUUACAUUUGACAUUAUAGUAUAACACCUUGCAAUAUGAUGUGCGAAGUGAUGCCAACCAUAAAUGAGGGGGACUCGGUGAGUUCCCAGAGAGGGACUCAGAACGGCACGGAUGCCGAAUCUAAUUUUGAACAGUUGAUGGUGAAUAUGUUGGAUGAGAGAGAUAAGCUGCUGGAGUCGUUACGGGAGACACAGGAGACCCUCAGCCAGUCUCAAAGCAAACUUCAGGAUGUGCUCCACGACAGGGAUGUGCUACAGAGACAGCUCAACUCUGCGCUGCCACAGGAGUUUGCUACCCUGACCAAGGAGCUGAAUGUGUGUAGAGAGCAGCUUUUAGAAAAAGAGGAGGAGAUUUCUGAGCUUAAAGCAGAGCGGAACAAUACCAGGCUUCUUCUGGAGCACUUGGAGUGUCUGGUGUCUCGUCACGAGCGUUCGCUGAGGAUGACUGUGGUGAAGAGGCAGGCUCCUCCACCCUCUGGAGUGUCCAGUGAGGUGGAGGUGCUUAAGGCUCUCAAAUCUCUCUUCGAGCAUCAUAAGGCCCUGGAUGAGAAAGUGCGUGAAAGGUUACGUGUGGCUCUUGAAAGAAUUACUACAUUAGAAGGACAGCUGGCAGCCGCCACUCAAGAGGUGGUUAUGUUGAGACAGAGGAAGGAUGGAAGAUCGGAAGGAGAUGGUGUUGAAAAGAUGGAUGGCUCUAAACCUACAUGGAAGAGGCUUCCCAAUGGCUCCAUCGAUGCCCAUGACGACAACAGCAGGUGUGUGGAGCUACAGGAACUGCUUGAUAAAGCUAAUAAAGAGCUGACCCAAAACAGAGACAGGAUCAGCGGUCUGACCAGCCGCAUGACCGAGCUCGAGGCAGAACUGGCCACCGCCCGUAAAGACCUGCUGAAGAGUGAAGAGAUGUGCACCAAACAUCAGAGAGACAUCCGCGAGGCGAUGGCACAGAGGGAAGACAUGGAGGAGCGAAUCACAACAUUAGAAAAACGUUAUCUGGCCGCCCAAAGGGAAACCACCUCCAUCCACGACCUGAACGACAAGCUGGAGAACGAGCUAGCCACUAAGGAUUCACUUUACAGACAGAGCGAGGAGAAGGUACGACACCUCCAGGAGCUGCUGGAGUUGGCAGAGCAGCGCCUUCAGCAGACCAUGAGGAAGGCAGAGACUCUACCGGAGGUGGAAGCUGAACUUGCCCAGAGAGUCGCCGCUCUUACCAAGGCGGAGGAACGCCAUGGCAACGUCGAGGAGCGUUUGCGGCAACUGGAGGCCCAGCUGGAGGAGAAGAACCAGGAGCUGGGCAGGGCACGUCAAAGGGAGAAGAUGAACGAGGAGCAUAACAAGCGUCUGUCUGACACUGUGGACCGUCUCCUCACCGAGUCCAACGAGAGGCUUCAACUUCACCUGAAGGAGCGCAUGGCUGCACUUGAAGACAAGAAUGCACUCAUCCAUGAUCUGGAGAACUGCCAGAAACAACUGGAGGAAUUCCAUCACACUAAGGAGAGGCUGAUCGGGGAGAUCGAGAAGUUACGAUCAGAACUGGAUCAUAUGAAGCGGAGGAGUAGUGUGUAUGGAGAUGGUACACACCCUAGGUCUCAUGUUGGCAGUGCCACAGACCUGCGCUUCUCAGUGGUGGAAGGUCAGGGCGAUCAUUACUCAUCCACCGGUGUCAUACGACGGGCUCAGAAAGGCCGACGGAUGGCACUCAGGGAUGAACCCACAAAGAUCCUUCCGAUGGUGGAUCAGGACUGGGAUCGCUCUCAACCUUCUAGCUUGCGGGCCAGCCGUACCCAUCUUAUGGGCAGCGACACUGAGUUGUCCGACUUAGACGAUGAGGACCGGGAGACCAUCUUUAGCUCAGCCGAUAUGCUGUCCCCCAGCGGACACUCGGAUGCACAGACACUCGCCCUCAUGUUGCAAGAACAGCUGGAUGCUAUCAAUGAGGAGAUCAGAAUGAUCCAGGUUGAACGGGAAAAUGCAGAGCUUCGUGCUGACGAACUGGAGAGUCGGGUGAACAGCGGCAGCAUGGACGGGCUCAAUGUGACCCUGCGGCCACGCUCCUCCAUCCCCACCUCUGUCACUGCCCUUUCCCUUGCCAGCUCUUCACCUCCAGUUAGCGGCCGAUCCACACCCAAGAUGACGUCUGGUUCAGCGGCACAUGAGUUGGGCAUCAUGACCCUGCCUAGCGAUCUAAGGAAACACCGCAGGAGAGUUGCUUCCCCUGUGGAGGCCCGAGAGGAUAAGGCCACCAUAAAGUGUGAGACGUCGCCCCCCUCGUCCCCCCGCAGCCUCAGACUGGACCAAAUGAACUUCGCUCAACUAACAGGAAGUCUGGAGGAUGGCCGAGGGGGUAACAAAAAGAAGGGCAUAAAGUCGUCUAUUGGCCGUCUCUUUGGCAAGAAAGAGAAGGCGCGUUUGGACCAGCAGAUGAGCAAGGAUGGCCAGAUGACACCACCUGUUAUUACAGAUUUCGAGAUGAGUAUCGGAGACACCAUGACCUUGAGCAAACUGGGCACACAGGCAGAGAGAGAUCGCAGGAUGAAGAAAAAACACGAGCUGCUGGAGGAUGCCAGGAGGAAAGGACUUCCUUUCGCUCAGUGGGAUGGCCCAACUGUCGUCUCCUGGCUCGAGCUGUGGGUGGGCAUGCCCGCCUGGUACGUGGCGGCGUGUCGUGCCAACGUGAAGAGCGGUGCGAUCAUGUCUGCGCUGUCAGACACAGAGAUUCAGCGGGAGAUCGGCAUCAGUAACCCUCUCCAUCGGUUGAAGCUGAGGCUGGCCAUUCAGGAGAUGGUUUCACUGACGAGUCCUUCAGCUCCGCUCACCUCACGUACAUCUUCCGGAAAUGUGUGGGUGACUCACGAGGAGAUGGAAAACUUGGCAUCCUCCACUAAAAUGGAGAAUGAGGAAGGAAGUUGGGCUCAGACGCUGGCAUAUGGUGACAUGAACCACGAGUGGAUUGGGAAUGAGUGGCUGCCCAGUCUGGGUCUCCCUCAGUACCGCAGCUACUUCAUGGAGUGUCUGGUGGAUGCUCGAAUGCUGGACCACCUUACCAAGAAAGACCUGAGGACACACCUGAAGAUGGUGGACAGCUUUCACCGGGCAAGUUUGCACUAUGGCAUCAUGUGUUUAAAAAGACUUAACUAUGACAGGAAAGAGUUAGAACGCAGAAGAGAAGAUUUCCAGCAUGAUCUCAAAGAUACCCUGGUGUGGACAAAUGAUCACGUGAUGCAGUGGAUUCAUAAUAUCGGCCUGAAGGAGUACGGUAAUAACCUGUCGGAAAGCGGAGUGCACGGAGCUCUUAUCGCCCUCGACGAGACCUUUGAAUUCAGCAGCUUGGCCCUCAUUCUUCAGAUUCCCAUGCAGAACACUCAGGCCAGGCAGAUUCUUGAGAGGGAGUUCAAUAAUCUCUUAUCAUUGGGGACGGACCGGCGUCUGGAAGAGAACGAUGACAAGUCAUUCCGAAGGUCUCCAUCAUGGCGUAAACGCUUCAGGCCAAGGGACGGCCAGGGUCUGGGUAUGAUGGCAGGCUCUAUAGAGACUCUUCCCGCUGGCUUCCGCCUCAACGCCAUGUCCAUUCCCCAUUCCAUGACUGCUGUGCCCAAGAAACAGCUGCAACCAGAAGCAGCCGGGCCGCCGGCCCCGCAGAGACUAGACCCAUCAGCUGUCAGGACUUAUUCCUGCUAACUUGCUUUUACUAAUCACUGUACUCACACUUAACAGUGCAUUCCCACUACCUGUAUGGACACAUGCUUGCGGCCUUUCGAGAAUGAUAUGCCAAAUUCUGGGGACAUCUUGAUGGGACGAGGGAAGGGUCACCUCUGCCCCUCCCCUUUCCUGAAUGACACACCCACGCUUUCUUGGACACGUGCAAUAGGGGGGGGGGGGGGUUUGGGUGGCAGAGAGAUUCAUUUCGACUUGAUCUGGAGGGAAUUGGAUGCACAGUACCUGUAAAGGAGAUAUCUUGUCAUAUCAGCUGUUACCCAGUAAUCCCAGUUAUAUAGUCUUCGUGGUGGUCGUACUUAACUGGUGUACUUGGCCCUGUAGUCUGUCAGUGCUAGUCUGUUCCUUUGGGUGUGGCAUUUUACAGUAUAAGGCUUUCCCCCCUUUGGUUAUGCAAAACAGUAAUCAACGUAUCUGUAUAUAUGAAAAACGGAAAAUGAUGCUAUUAUGUUUUUUAUGGAAAUAUAUAUCAGACUUGUAUAUGGAGAUGAAUAUAUCAUUAUUAUAUGAAUUUUAAAAUCUCAGUCGUGACUGUUUUCUGUCGUUUAGACAGCUCUACAGUAUCUGCUAGAACAGUGUUACUGUAAACGUGUAGUUGGUGUUUUUCAAACACCGGUGGUGACUGGAGAGUGGUGUGUAUGUGUUCACAUCAACAGUGCUGACUUUCACGCUACACUUCCAGGUUUGGUGUGGGUUUGUAUGGUCACCGUCCAAACAUUGUGUGGUUUCAAAAAUUGACACUAAAAAAGGAUGCUAAGAAAUGUUGCACGUCAGAGAAGACAAUAGACUUCGGUUCACUUAGCAUCAGAAGAGGACCAUCUUCACCAUUAAAAAAUGUGUUUGAACACAAGAUCAUUUCUGCAAGAUCACAAUGGGAGCAAAUUAUUCCUGAUCAGCCUAGAACAAAAGAACCAAAUUAUGAGUAUCUGUUGGGCAUUUCAUUUUUGUAAGGCAACUUUUCUGUAUAAUUCAUAGGAUGUGUCGUGCUAUUGUGGCAGCUACCGUACUGUAUGUGUAAAUGUAUGUAUGUGUAUUUAAAGUGUUACACAAUGCUGACAAAUCAUGUUCUUACUUAAAAAAGUGCUCUCUAUUAAAAGAGUAUUAUUAAUAGUGACUGUUUAUUCUUUUCAUACACAAAACAAAUGUGGCCAAGUAAUUAUCAUUCUUAAAAUAUGAGUGGAACGAUUGAUGAUGGUUUGACCGAUGUUUAUGUUUGCGUGUCUGAUGAGUGCCCUUGUUUGUGCUGUGCAGAACACUAUUGGCAGGGUGUUUAGUGGAGCAUGCAUGCCACUAAUCUGACAAUCACUGUAGCAUUUAUUGCCUCUCUGUCAUCCAUCAUGACCACAGAUAUAAAGAAUUAUGUCAAACACUUAAACUUGAAGUCCUGUGGUGUGCUGCUCUUUUUUAAGCCUCUAUCUGCCAAUUGUGCCUAGUUUCUCGCAGCCAGUUUUAUUGCUUUUGCUUAAUUUUUGUAUUUAUUUUGUCAGCUCUUCUCUGGCAAUCAUAUCUGUUUGAUCCUUUAGUGGCUUACUAAACAUGCUUGAUAAGGACCAAGCGUACAAUGAUAAUGGAGUUUUCCUGCUGCAGCAGUGAUUUUCGAGUGAAAAUAGUGAUUUUUCGCUAUGUAGUUCUUGGCUCUUCUGUGGUAGUCAACUGUAAAACAGGUGCAGUUCUCUCUCUCUUUCUAGCACCAUCGCAAACUCUUUCUCUUUUGUGUGCAUGUACAGUUUAUUGUUGUAAAUAGCCGAUUUAUGUAUAUAGUUCUGAUUAGAGUAGCUCAUCCAGAUUCCACAUAAAGCAUGUGGUUUGUCUGUUUAGGUGAUUUUUUUUCAAUGUUAAAUUUGUUUAGACACUGUUGUUGUUGUUGUUGUUUUUUUCACUUUAAAUGUAAAAAGCUGUCACGAAUAAAUUAUUAUAUAUGAACAUAUAAAAUAA